AUGGCCUGGGAUGGGAAUGCUCUCAUAUGGGCAUUGAUCUGUAUUGUACCCUUACUACUCCUCUACCGACCCCAAUCACCGCCAAGAGGAUGUCGCCGACUCGGUCUAAAAGGCCAAAGCAAUCUGCACGAUGAGUUUGAUCGAAAAUACCGCCAGGGUGUACAAUCUACAGCCUCUAUCAAUGGCGAGCCAGCCUGGCGCGUCAAAGCGCUCUUCACCUACCCGUUGAAAUCAUGCGGUGGAAUCGAACUGCAAGAAUCCGAUGUCGUCGCUACAGGCCUGAAAUGGGACCGACAGUUCGUCUUCGCCCAGCAUAGCGCCGACGGUUGGACCUGUCGCACACUACGCAAUGCAGGUUUUCAGCGUCUGGCUCACAUCCAUCCGGAGGUUUGGAUCCCAGACCCAUCUGCCUCGGAUUACCAUCCAUCUCUGCCAGAAGUGAAGUCGCAUGGUGUAAUGAUCAUCUCGUUCCCGUGUCCUCCACUACCAGGUCGCAUUGGGUCCUUGAUAUCUAGAGUGGCAAUGGACGUUGGGCUGCUCAAAUCCACCCACUCAUUCCGUAUUCCACUCUACCCAGAAGAUGAAUCUUACCCGCUCACCCCAGUCAAAAUCUGGAAAGACAAACCUCUCGCCUACGAUUAUGGACGUUUACUCCCACCAUCAUUACACACAUACCUAGGCUUUGAUCCCAAAACCUCCCCACUCUCCCUCCUCCGCGCAUGUCCCCAGCAUAGCCGUGAAAUCUUCCGCAACGCCCCUUGCAAAGAAAAAAUCGGUUUCCAACCAAAAACAGCCUUUGCAGACGCGUACCCAAUUCACAUGCUCAACCUAGCAAGCCAUCACGACGUGGCAUCCCGCUGCACGAGUAUACCGAACCUAAGUAUUCGGCGGUUCCGGGCUAAUAUUGUGAUCCAGGGCCCGGGUGCUUUUGAAGAGGAUUUUUGGACGAAGCUACUUAUUGGAAAUGUUGAGGUUUAUGCGGCUUGUCGGACUGUGCGUUGUAAAUUACCUAAUGUUGAUCCGGAUACUGGGGAGAGACAUUUGGUUGAGCCGGAUCGGACGUUGAAGGCUUAUCGUAGGAUCGAUGAUGGCGAUCGAACCAAUGCUUGCUUGGGCAUGCAGCUCGUUCCUACUAUUGAGGAGUUUUGUGUGCGUGUCGGCGAUGGGAUUGAGGUUUUGGAGGUCGGGGAGCAUCGGUAUAUUAAGAUGCUGACACCUGGAGAAAAGGUUGAGGGUGUUUAG
Messenger RNA from Penicillium taxi, 1242 nucleotides. RefSeq names its product MOSC domain protein. The coding region runs from base 1 to 1242 and encodes 413 amino acids. The transcript has a single exon. NCBI's taxonomy places the organism in Eukaryota, Fungi, Ascomycota, Eurotiomycetes, Eurotiales, Aspergillaceae. Gene Ontology annotation, molecular function: catalytic activity; pyridoxal phosphate binding; molybdenum ion binding. The record is from RefSeq and is a predicted model, not a curated record.